Messenger RNA from Pangasianodon hypophthalmus (striped catfish), 1017 nucleotides. RefSeq names its product complement C1q-like protein 2. The coding region runs from base 117 to 800 and encodes 227 amino acids. Gene Ontology annotation, molecular function: protein binding. NCBI's taxonomy places the organism in Eukaryota, Metazoa, Chordata, Actinopteri, Siluriformes, Pangasiidae. The record is from RefSeq and is a predicted model, not a curated record. The transcript is spliced from 4 exons.
UUGUGUUGAGUCAAUAGAGAGAAAGGAUCUCAUCAUAUCCCUUUGAAGGAGCUGCUGUAUAAGGACUUCAGUUUAUAAGAGAGUGGUGUAGAACCUCAGAGAUCUCAGCAGUAAAGAUGGAGAGAACCGUGUUCUACCUGCUCGUCGUGUUUCUGCUGAUGCCGGAGCCGAGCAGUCUGAAGGAAACAGAACAGUCUGAGGUUCAUGGAUCAUCUCAGGAUGUGUGCGGCGAGCUGAAGCAGCUCCGAGAGCUCGUGUAUCAGCAGGCAGUCGCUUUAUCCGAGAUCAAGGUGAAGAUGGCGUACAUGGAGAAAGAGAACACAGCUCAGGCAGGAGAGCUGGUGUCCGUGAAGAGCGAACUGGAGAGCAUGAAGAAACAAAACGCUGAGCGGCCGAAGGCGGCGUUCAGCGCCGGAUUAGCUGCGGGACAGAAAGGACCGUUUAACACUGAAACCACUCUGAUCUACAGUAAAGUCAUCAGCAACAUCGGAGGAGCUUAUAACCCACACACAGGCGUGUUCACGGCUCAGGUUAGAGGCGCGUACUACAUCCGCUUCACGGCCGCCGCCUACAACAGCAACAACCACAACAUGGGCGUUAACCUGUACAAGAACAAUCAGCACCUCAUGCACUUGGGCGAGUACGACAAAGACGGCACUGCCAGACACGUGUCUGGAGCUCUGGUGCUCGAGCUGGAGGCUGGAGACGUCGUGUACCUCCGUCUCCUCGCCAACUACGCCCUCUACGAGGAUACGCUCCUCCGCAACACCUUCAGCGGCUUCCUCAUUUUCCCCUCCUAACAAAAACACUGUGUGUGUUACAGCUCUGUGUUUAAAUCUCCAGUGAAAUGAGUUUCUAGUGUGUUUCUGUUGAAUAAUUUAACUUUGUUAUGUGUGUGAUACCACAUCUACACAUCUCGUGUAAAACUUAAAGUUACAGCUUUAGCUCUGACACUGGAGACUCCUUCCAUAAAUAUAAAAAAAAAAAUAAAAACUCCUUACAGAAAACUUCACCAUA